CGACCUAAGGAUCAUUUUAUAAAAUACCCAAAAAAUUCAAAACACAGCCGUCUUAUAGUGGUCACGGCCGUCUUCCUUGUCAAAUAGUGGUCGCGGCCGGUGAUACGGACGGCACAGAAUAACAUUUCUCCCACUGAAUCUCUCUCGCCUAUUCAGCGUCUAUCGGCUAAGUCCACCGCCUACAAACACCAUAGCCGAACGCCAUUCGCCGCUAGGUUGGCCUUUUAACCCCUGAAUCAAAUCGCGGCUCCUCAUGAGAAGAUCCACGGAAGUGCACAUUGUGUAACUUACUGAUAACCCUAUCAUGAAAUUCUCAUGCAAGCAAUAAGCGAUAUAAAUUCUCAUACUGUUUCCCAGGCCAAGACGCAUCCUUGCUAACGAUUUCCGCCAGAAAUCCACCGAGCAUGGUUCUCAAGGUCUCUUGAAACAAUUAUUUGAACGCUUUUAUGGCUAUAGCUGCAAGAAUUAGAGAGAUAUUGGAGAAUGUGGGGCUAGCACAAGAGAGUUUGCCCUCAGAUGUGGUUGGGUGGGCUCAAGUUCUUGCAAAUGUGGCAAACUUGUUGAACAUAAGAGAUACUGAACUAAAUAGUUUUCUUGUAACAAUGGGGGAUAUUUCCUUGAGGGUGGAAGAAAGGGCACAGAGGGCUAAAGCACAGAAGGAGUCCAAAAUUCUUCUUGAUUACACUCGGAAGGCAAUAGCAAGACUUACCUAUUUAAAAAGAACGCUUGGACAACUUGAGGAAGAUGUAGCUCCUUGCGAAGACAAACCUGGCAGUUAUGGCAUCAAAGAAGCGAUAAUAUCUGCAACAAUAUUCCAACUAAAAGGCACUUCUUAACCAUGUGGGCUAAACACCAGAGAUCAGCCAUGGAGUAUUGGUUGAAAUGGCCGAACACAGAAGGACUUGGAGAAGAAAACAAUGCCCAUCCUGGAUACUUUGAGGAGUUACCAAGACUUGCCACUGAUUUUGGUGUUAAUACAGGAUAAAGCCUUAGCUGCUCUGGUAGUGGAGGACAAGAAAAGACAGUAUGCUGCUGCUGAGACGUAUCUUGAAGAUGUAUUCCAUUCAGCCCUUGCCACAUCUGAUUAAACACCUUGCAUAUAGAUGAUUGUUGUAUUCUUUUAUUUGUUCAGGUACAUUUUUCUAUUAUUACAGAAACUAUGAAGUGAUUGUCUCUGAUGUGCCAAUGAUACUUCCACUUCUGGUUUUCUAUCCUUUGUAUUUGGUGUAAGGAGCAAGUGCUAAUUCAGUAAUGUUAAAAAGUGUUAGGAGUACAAAACAAAGAUCAUAGUAUAUAUGUUUGACAAAUUAUUGAAAUACGUAUCAGUAAUGUUUUGAAUUGGAUCA
This is a messenger RNA of Hevea brasiliensis (rubber tree), 1346 nucleotides long. RefSeq names its product AUGMIN subunit 1-like. The transcript has 6 exons. Lineage: Eukaryota; Viridiplantae; Streptophyta; Magnoliopsida; Malpighiales; Euphorbiaceae. Gene Ontology annotation, cellular component: HAUS complex; cytosol. The coding region runs from base 447 to 836 and encodes 129 amino acids. Gene Ontology annotation, biological process: spindle assembly. The record is from RefSeq and is a predicted model, not a curated record.